GGCAGGGAAAGGUGCUCGCUUCCAGCUUUCGCUUUUCCCGCCGCUUCCUGCGGAGCCGCCGGGAGCCAACCAGGUAACGGCGCGCGCCCUCCUCCUCACCGCCCUCUGGUACCGGGCGCUGCGCUGCAGCGCGGCCGGCAGUGGGGAGCCCCCCGCCGCCGGGGCUCGGCCCCGCUGAGCGGCCGGGCUCGCGGCGGGACGCUGGCCGUUUGUCGGGCGUUUGAUAUGGCCGGGAGGCGCGGGGAGCUCCGCUUGUGGGGUGAGGGCGCGGCGCCGGUACCGUACUGCUGGGUCAGGGGGUGAGGAAGAGCUCCGGGAGAGGCGUGCGUUCCCGUCAGCCCGGUACCUGUGAGGGGCAGCAGGAGGAGGGGAGCGCGGCCCGGACGUUUUUGAGGGAGAAAAGGAUGUUUAUUGAAGUAUCUGCGGUUGGAGGUAGGGAAAUAAGAGCAUACGAGCCAUUCCCAAUGUCACUAGGCCAUCGGUUCCGUAGGGGAGCACUGUACGAUGGCAGCACGCAAAGCGGAGCGUUUCAGCCACGAAGAUGUGAGCAGAGUGCCGUCCAACUUGAGCUGAAGAGCUAUAGGCAUUGCUGACUUGGAAAGGCAUACACCUGUCUUCAGAAACAGCUUCCUAACUAUGCUGCUUAAAACUUAAAGUGUGAGAGUGCGCCAGUUCUGCAAACAAAUCAACUAAGUUGAGAGCAGAAAAACCAAGAUGAAUGCGUCUGGGGGAACUUGUGGGAGCCCUAGUUCUGCAGAGCCUGCUGGAGAUUUCUUCAAGGAACUGUGGUCCAAACUGAAGGAAUGUCACGAUAAAGAAGUGCAAGGCUUGCAACUGAAAAUAUCCAAACUGAAAAAGGAAAGAUGCUUGGAUGCGGAGAGGCUUGAAGAGUUUUACACCAAGAACCAACAGCUCAGAGAGCAGCAAAAAGCGCUUCAUGACACAAUCAAGGUUCUAGAAGACAGGUUAAGAGCGGGAUUAUGUGAUCGUUGUGCUGUAACUGAAGAACACAUGAGAAAGAAACAGCUAGAGUUUGAGAACAUCCGACAGCAGAAUCUUAAACUCAUCACUGAGCUUAUGAAUGAGAAAAACAGCUUACAGGAUGAAAAUAAAAAGAUAUCUGAACAGUUCCAGCAACUGCAGAAGGAAUUGGAGUUCAUAAGACCACCUAAUUUGGUCUGCAGGGAGCAAAAGCAACAAGCACUGGAUGUAGAAGAAGGUGUCAUUCCAGAUUCUCCAGUUCUUACUUCUUCAUUUUCUAUGGUUAAUCGUAUGAGGAGGAAAAAGGAGAAUAGGCAUAUCCGAUAUACGGAGCAUACGCACCCAGACUUGGAACUGGCAAAGAGCAACAGUGAGUUUCAAAUUCCUCUGUAUUCCACACAAGCGAGCAGUCAUCAUGAAGAAGAGAUACUAGUGGCAGACACCUGUGAUCCACAACUGUCCCCUGUACCAAAUAAACCGAGGAUGGGAGGUUAUCCUGUUCCAAAGCCAUCUUUUAACUUGGCUGCAGUUGUUGCAGAAACAAUUGGACUUGCUGUUCAGGAUGAAUCCGAGUCCCAGAGUGUCCUGAGUUCUCCCCACACUAGUACUGCUAUGAACCAGGCUCCAGAGGGCAUACGUUCUGAAGACUCCAGAAAACAUUCAGCUUCUGAAUCAAGAAAUGAAGACAACAGUUCAGGUCUUUCAGGUCCAUCUCAAAACACUCCACCACGUGUUGACUGGGAUUCUCAGGUAGUUUCUCCUGUUUUCGGAGCUUCUAGCAAUACGCGGAACAACUCAAGUACAAGUCAUGCACCUUGUAUUUUAGAUUCUAAUUCAAAGCCUAAUGUCAAAGUCAACCUCUUCAACAAUCCUUCCAGUUCCAGAUCUCAUAAAAAUAGGUCAAAAUCUGAAGAUGUUGCUUUUGUCGCACCACUGAAUCUUGGAACCGAAAUCAAUUCAGUUAUCAGCCAGGUCUCUAUCAACAGGCAAAUGGUCGUGAAAAAGAAUAGCAAUGAGGUUGUAACUUCUGUUGGAAACACUUGUGCAGCUAAAAAUGAGGUGAUCAAGAGUGAUUUCCUUUUCAUACACCAGAAGCAGCCAGAGGGAAGGUGUGCCAAGAGAAAGAAAGCUGAAGAUGAGCAUGCAAUUAGCUGUGAAAAUGCAUCUUUCAACAAAGAGAACUCUGUACCCUUUCGAUCAGAUAUUCAGCACAUGAAUGGGGAACACACAGGUGAUAAGCCCUUGGAUCUGUCUGAUCGCUUCUGCGGAGUUCGUUGUCAAGAGAAAAAACAAGGAAGUGAGGAGACCUGUAAAAAUAAACUGAAGCAGGUGACUCUGUAUGAUGUUUUUUUGCAGCUAGGGAAGCCCAUUCAUGAGGGUUCAUCGUCAGUUCAGAAUGCCAACAGUGAGAGGAGCUUGUUUGGCAGAGAUAUGCAAGAGGAACCCUAUGUACAAGAGGCAGUGGUGGCAAAAACAUUUGCAGAUACAAAAAAGCAGGUCCAAAUGAAAGAAGAAGUCCCUCCCUUAAAAAUUACACCAUUGCCAAGUACUGUAGACACAGAACAACUUUUUAAUGAUAUGAAGGUUGCCAGUGACCAUGUACCAAACAGAAAGAAAACAAGGACAGGGCAUGGAGAGUCUGAGCCAGCAUCUGUACUUCAACCAAACCCUUGUAGACUAUCAAAAAAUAAAGUACAGCCGAAUGAGCAAGACCUGAAAGAAAAACCUUUAGAAAACCUUCAGUGGAGCAUAGACCCAGGAGCUGACCUUGCACAGUACAAAAUGGACGUCACUGUGAUUGAUACGAAGGAUGAUUCUCAAUCAAGAAUUGGAGGGGAAGUUGUUGAUAUGGAUUAUACGUAUGUUAGUGAAAAUGUGCUACUAAAAAUGAAAAAUCAAGAGCAAACCCAGGAAAGCAGUCCAAGAAGAGAAAAAAAAAUGAAUGAUACCAUAACAGAAAUGUUUGAUCGGACAGCUGAUGAAGAAUAUGAAUCAUGCCUACCAGAAGAUAGUCUUUCUGCGUGUGAUGAAAAAGAAACUGUGCAUGGUGAAGAGCAGAACAAAGAAAUAACAGUAGCAAGCAAGAAACUAAAGAAACAUGAGGAUAAACAAGAUAAAGCCAAACAGAAAGCUUUUGUGGAGCCAUAUUUCAAAAGCGAUGAAAGAAAGAAUACUAUGUUGGAUUUUCCUCAUAUUGAGGUGAUUCGAAAGAAAGAGGAAAGAAGAAAGUUGCCUGGCCAUACUUGUAAGGAAUGUGAAAUCUAUUAUGCAGAUAUUCCAGAAGAGGAGAGAGAAAAGAAGCUAGCUGCCUGUUCAAGACACAGAUUUCGCUACAUUCCACCGAAUACACCCGAAAAUUUCUGGGAGGUUGGAUUUCCUUCCACUCAAACUUGUAUGGAAAGAGGGUAUAUUAAAGAGGACGUCGCGCCCUGCCAACGUCCCAAAAGACGGCAGCCUUAUGCUGUAAUGUUCUCUCCAAAAGGCAAAGAGCAGAAGACAUAAAUGAUGGGGAAGUAAAGCAUACCAACCUGAAGAGCAUCUUUCCUGUCCUUAGAUAGAUAUUUAUAGUUAAUAUAAACUUGAAAUAGAGACCUGUUUUGCGCAAUGAUAAAUCAUUUCGUUAAAUAUGUAAAUUUUAUAAAAAUUCAUUUGAAAAUCUGAAGUAUCUACCAGGAAACCAAACUAUUUAAUGUAUGUUUGUUUCAUAUUGUUUAAUACAUUUUGUAUUGUUUUUUUGCACCUGUCAAACAAUGAGUCUUUUUCUUUUCUUUGAAGUCAACUGCUACAACUUCAGCAAAUCCCAUCUAAUCUUUUUGUUGUUGAGUAACUUCUUUGAAGUCACUGAGAUCACAGUUCUUCUUGCAAGGUCUAAGUGCCUGUCAGUGGGAACAGAGAUGCAGAUCUUGUAGGGUGCUUCCAUUUUGCACUGGAUUUUUAUAUAUAAACCUUUUCUUCUAGAAGUAAGUUUUAUCUACUUGUAAUAAAAGUGUAUUAAAUUGGAAAGGUAUCUACUGUUAAUAGUUUCGGAGCUAUAAAAACCUGUACAGUCUUUCUCUUUCUUAAAAUGAUGGUGUUAAAUGUACAGUGCCACAUUUCUUCGCUGUUUAAAUUAGAAUAUCCAGUUUUUCUUUU
Gallus gallus (chicken) is the source of this 4113-nucleotide messenger RNA. RefSeq names its product RB binding protein 8, endonuclease (gene RBBP8). The transcript has 19 exons. Gene Ontology annotation, biological process: double-strand break repair via homologous recombination; DNA double-strand break processing involved in repair via single-strand annealing. Gene Ontology annotation, cellular component: site of double-strand break. The record is from RefSeq and is a predicted model, not a curated record. NCBI's taxonomy places the organism in Eukaryota, Metazoa, Chordata, Aves, Galliformes, Phasianidae. Bases 715 to 3483 code for a protein of 922 amino acids. Gene Ontology annotation, molecular function: double-strand/single-strand DNA junction binding; flap-structured DNA binding; Y-form DNA binding.